AUGAAUUUACGUGUGAUUAUCCUACUUCUCAGUCUGGUCGUGUUUGUGGCUGGUAAAGUUCACCGAUUUAGACUGCAAAGGAGAUCCCAUCGACAUCACAAAGUGCCCCAGGCCCAUCAGCACCUACAAUUCCGCAAUGCCCUGCGAAGAAAGUACGGAUUUACUCCACUCCGUAUAAAAACAAGCCAAUCAAGAGCUUCCAAAGGAGAAGUUGUAUCAGAGAACUUGAUUGAUGCCUACAACACCAACUUUUUCGGGGAAGUUUCGGUUGGAGGACAACCAUUCACGAUGCUCUUCGACACAGGAUCCUCGGACUUUUGGGUGCCCAGUUCUCAUUGCCAAGUUUGCAUUACAAAAUGCGGCAAUAGGUUCUUCAAUGAGUCCAAGUCGAAAACCUUUCAUACGAAACGAGUUCCCUUUAGCAUACAAUAUGGAUCUGGAGCGGUGCAGGGAAUUGUGGGCUCGGAUGAUGUCGGUUUGGGGGAUCUAAAAAUCCGACAACAAGGGCUUGGUUUGGUCAACAUUACCGACUCCUGCGACGCUUUCGAUGGAAUCGGGGGAAUGGGCUUUCCACCACUCUCCGAAACGAGGUCCAAACCUCUAUUCCAGCAGAUGAUUGAUCAAAAACUGGUGGAGCAGCCAAUCUUCUCGUUCCACCUGAAAAGUGGUUCCAGCGACGGUGGGUCAAUGAUUCUCGGUGGAUCCAACUCCAGUCUGUACUACGGUUAUUUGACCUACACCAAUGUGAUCGAGGCCACGUACUGGACCUUUAAAAUGGAUUUCAUUGAGGUCCAUGGAAAGGGCUUAAGGGGUUGCGUUGGCGGAUGCAAGGCUAUAAUGGACACGGGAACCUCCCUAAUAGUUGGACCUGCUCUGGAUAUUCUCCUUCUGAAUAAUGCCAUUGGAGCCCGGCAUAAUUCAACCUACGAUUUAUAUAUCGUCGACUGUUCAUCGAUUCCCAAGCUUCCAACUAUUGUGCUUGGAAUCGCUAACAAAAAGUUCUACAUAACGCCACAGACAUAUGUGAUUGUGUUUGAGGACAUGUGCUUUACUGGCUUCAAUGACUUGCGUGGUCUGACCUUCUGGAUAAUCGGCGAUGUCUUUAUAAGGGAGAACUAUGUGGAGUUCGAUUGGGCCAGAAAAAGAAUCGGCAUAGCACGAGCUGCUGAAGUGGAUUAACGUCCAUUGGAUAAGGCUUUGUUUGCCAUUUAUUAAUUUUUUGAUUUGAUUAUUAUUGUAUCCAACUUUUGAUUUUGAGGC
Messenger RNA from Drosophila rhopaloa, 1260 nucleotides. Its product is annotated as phytepsin-like. NCBI's taxonomy places the organism in Eukaryota, Metazoa, Arthropoda, Insecta, Diptera, Drosophilidae. The record is from RefSeq and is a predicted model, not a curated record. Gene Ontology annotation, biological process: proteolysis; cell death. The transcript has a single exon. Gene Ontology annotation, molecular function: aspartic-type endopeptidase activity. The coding region runs from base 1 to 1179 and encodes 392 amino acids. Gene Ontology annotation, cellular component: lysosome.